CAUCUUCAUGGCUGCAGCAUGGCUGGUCAACGGCCCCAGUCACCCUCGCUAAGCCUAGCUUUGCCUAGACCUCCACUCAGAAGCACACAAGAUUCAAGCCUCAGUCGAGCCCCUUGCUUAUGAGCUGUUUGCUGUUGGACCAUCUCUCCAUCUGCAUGGCACUCGGUGCCGAUCUACAGUCACCAGUCACACAUACGCUCUCGGCAAUCACCUGCCACCUAACGACGCGCAACGCGUGCCUUUGGAGGUGCAAAGACACGCAUACAUCCCAUCUUGCAACAAGCACACCGUCCGUUCGUACGCCCAUCAGGCACCUCAUGGGCAUCACAAUGGAGUGCUCUUCUUUGGGCCAGACAAUGCCGUGUCGUGCUGGCGUACUUUGACUGGAUGGCCCGCAUGCGCUGGACGCGGAGAUCACGAGACCAGCAGGCCGAAACUGGGGUCGCCAUCUCUCGAACCGAGGCAGAUCGGCAAAAUGAGGUGACGGAUCAGGC
Messenger RNA from Ceraceosorus guamensis, 494 nucleotides. RefSeq lists its product as hypothetical. Bases 120 to 383 code for a protein of 87 amino acids. The transcript has a single exon. The record is from RefSeq and is a predicted model, not a curated record. Lineage: Eukaryota; Fungi; Basidiomycota; Exobasidiomycetes; Ceraceosorales; Ceraceosoraceae.